AUGUCGCCGACGGCGGUAGAAGCAGAUUUACACGAUCCGACCAGUCGCUCGUAUAGAAAGGCGUUGCGAAAGCAUAUCAAGACAACGAAGAAACGGGACCCCCAGGUCAGUCAAGACUGGACACCCUUUCGCGCCGCAGAGAAGCGAUACAAGGCCCGCUUUCCACCACCAAAUCUCGACGACGUGCUCGAUUUGGCUGCUCUGGAUGAUGACCGCGAACUAGGAUGCUGGAGGGGCAAUCCACGCGCUAUUGAAACGGAAGCAUUCGACGCUGGGAGUAGACGAGGCUACACCGUGCCGUCUAUCCCUGGGCUCGUGCUGUUGCCAUCAUUCAUAUCUGCACCUGAGCAAAGGAAUCUCGUGAAAUGGGCUUUGCGAGAUCACGCCCGCCAUCCAAACCCGACCAACCUUGACGCACACUAUGACAUGCCCACAGAUGGGCUCUGGAACACGUAUCUGGCCGAUCCGGAGAGUACAGCACCCAUAAACCUUCUUGCGUCAACGUUUACGGCGCCUCCACCGUCCUCGGCAUCUCCGUCCGGACCACGAGAACUCGUAUCUAACCCUCCUGCCUCUCCCUCGUCUCUUCCGGAGCUGCUUUCGAUCCCCAAGCCCGCGCCGGCUCCCUCCCUUACGGUACCACCACUUCCGGCCUCGCAGCUGCUCCCGAAGCUGAGAUGGGCGAACAUCGGCUGGUUUUACCAUUGGGGGACCAAACAGUACGACUUUACCAGAGGAAAAGGCGAAAUCGCGACACCGGUGCGGAAGCUCUGCAAAGACGCUGUUGCGAGCGUGCCUUGGGAGAACAUCUUUUCAGGCGUCCAUUUGGACUGGGGUGCAGAAGGGGAGGAUUGGAAGGAUUGGAAUCAUACAUACGAACCCGACGCGGGUAUCGUGAAUUUCUACCAGACGAACGAUACGCUGAUGGCUCACGUCGAUCGCUCCGAAGUCUGUGCAACGUCGCCUCUCGUUUCAAUCUCACUCGGGUGCGCAGCCAUAUUCCUCAUCGGCUCUGCAACUCGAGACGAUCCCCCGACGCCCAUUCUACUGCGUUCCGGUGAUGUUGUAAUUAUGUCCGGACCCCGAUGCCGUCGAGCCUAUCAUGGUGUCCCUCGCAUCCUAGACGCAAGCUUACCCGCGCAUCUUUCGGCGCCUACCGCUUCUGAAAACGAGGAUGAAGAAUGGCUUCCGUACGCGCGGUACCUCCGUACCACCCGGAUAAACGUUAACGUGCGACAAGUGUUCCCCAAGGGCUUCGAUCCCAGCGCUGUACUGGGGCCUUGUCUGGCAACACUUGACGUUCAGGACGCCCAUAACCGGUGAACCGCUGCAAUUGUCGGCAGAUGCGCAUGAGGGAACGGGUGUAGAAAGACGGGGGUUCAAUUGGCAUGGAUUCACCACCUCGUCGAUCCUGAAUGAUCACUGGCCUUGGUUUCUGGUGGACGGUGGGGCAUCGUUUGGCCUUGUCGUGGCAAGUCACGGCCCCAAUGUGACCAUGCCUUUCUAUUCAACCCAGGGGCAACGGUGGCCAUGGCUUGGGGCUCUUUUCGGCGGCUGAGAUCCAGGCUUCGUGGGCCAACAAACCAGGGUUGUGGCAUUCUUGACUUCGAAUUAGGCCACGCCCGUCGCAUUCAGCGCAUUGUCGCAGGCUUUGCAUGCGGGACACGAUCAGCGGACGCUAUAGCGGAUUGCAACGUUGUUGAGAGACUGUCCACCACGCAUUUCCCGUUGCUUUGCGGCUCGACAAGAUAUAAACUCCCGCCUUCUUCUAGCAUUCCCCUACCUAUCCCCUAUAUCGUUAACGCGAGGACAACAUGGAGAACUGCCCAUUCUUCCAGCCUCGAGCCCGACCGCCUCUGCCACCCUUUGUAUUCAACCCCCCUUCGCCGAGGAGUGUAUCCGACAUCUCUUCGCCGGGAUCGUCAGUCACAAUGACAACAGAGCCGGACAAUUACUUCGAUCCCCAUGUCUCGCCGCAAAUUACCUUCGAGCAGGGGCGGUCUGUGUCGUACACGCCGCCAUACACGCCAACUUACACACCAAGGGCUGCAUCCACACUUCGCAACUCGAUCACGCCGAGCGAAUUCAUCGAGAACGGAACGAGACACGCCGCUCAACUGAGGUCAAAAUCCAGCCGGGCCUCACUAGGACGGCGUACGUCCGGUCUCAGUCUACAGCAGCACGCCAUGAAGAACCAGGCUUGCAAACAUUCAAGUCGGGAACUCUCGUCGCGACAGCGAUCUGCAGGGGCUAGUCCGUACCCCGACGCGCCUGCGUUGGCCGUCUCACCCGCGAGCACUCCGACGUCAAACAACGAAUUGAUGUUCACCAACCUGCCCCGUGCUCAGUUCGUACCACUCACGCAAGAAAAUCUAUUGGUGCAUGAGCAGAACAUCUCCAGUCGCCUUUACUCCCAACAUGCGCCUUCCCACGACAAGCGCAAGAUGGUGUAUGAAGCCUUUCGUUCUGCCGUGCAGAAGGACCCCGUCCCCCGAAACACGAGGUCUGAAUCGCUUGAAGCCUGGGACUGCGU
Molecule: messenger RNA, 2533 nt
Organism: Punctularia strigosozonata HHB-11173 SS5
Lineage: Eukaryota; Fungi; Basidiomycota; Agaricomycetes; Corticiales; Punctulariaceae
Exons: 6
Coding region: 1-1323 (440 amino acids)
Cellular component (GO): cytoplasm; nucleus
Source: RefSeq, a predicted model, not a curated record